This is a messenger RNA of Diorhabda sublineata, 3185 nucleotides long. Its product is annotated as adenylosuccinate lyase. The transcript has a single exon. Gene Ontology annotation, cellular component: cytosol. NCBI's taxonomy places the organism in Eukaryota, Metazoa, Arthropoda, Insecta, Coleoptera, Chrysomelidae. Gene Ontology annotation, molecular function: (S)-2-(5-amino-1-(5-phospho-D-ribosyl)imidazole-4-carboxamido) succinate lyase (fumarate-forming) activity; N6-(1,2-dicarboxyethyl)AMP AMP-lyase (fumarate-forming) activity. Gene Ontology annotation, biological process: 'de novo' AMP biosynthetic process. The coding region runs from base 1 to 1470 and encodes 489 amino acids. The record is from RefSeq and is a predicted model, not a curated record.
AUGGAUUUAUCUGGUGACCCGAUUGAUUAUAGCAGCCCCUAUGUUAACUAUAGAUCACCUUUGAGUACUCGCUAUGCAAGCAAAGAAAUGCAGUACAAUUUUAGUGACCAAAAAAAGUUUUCUACUUGGCGAAAACUAUGGGUUAAUCUGGCAAAAGCUGAAGCUCAAUUGGGAUUGAAUAUUACAGAUGCCCAAAUAAAGGAAAUGGAGAAAAACAUAUUUAAUAUUGAUUUUAAUGCAGCUGCAGCUGAAGAGAAGUUAACUCGCCAUGAUGUAAUGGCCCAUGUUCAUAUAUUUGCCAAACAAUGUCCACUAGCUGCCCCAAUAAUUCAUCUUGGAGCCACCUCUUGUUUUGUUGGUGAUAACACAGAUUUAAUAGUUCUUAGGGAUGGCCUGGACUUAUUACUUCCGAGGAUUGUAUUUGUUAUCCACAAUUUAAUGAAGUUUUGUGAAAAAUAUAAAAAUUUACCUUGUCUAGGUUAUACACAUCUUCAGCCUGCUCAAUUAACUACAGUUGGUAAGCGAGCAACGCUUUGGUUAUAUGAUUUUCUUAUGGAUGAAAGAGCUAUUGCAAGGAUUCGAGAUGAUUUACGAUUCAGAGGAGUCAAAGGAACUACUGGUACCCAAGCAUCUUUUAUGCAACUUCUAAAUGAUAGCAAUAAGGUGAGAAUGCUGGAUCAGAGAGUAGCAGAAUUAUCAGGAUUUCAAAAAGUAUAUCCAGUUACAGGACAAACUUACACUCGAAAAGUUGAUUUAGAAGUAGUAGGUGCAUUAUCUUCCUUGGGUUCUUCAAUUCAUAAGAUGUGUAAUGAUCUUAGAUUGUUAGCUAACUUCAAGGAAAUUGAAGAACCUUUUGAGACUAGUCAGAUUGGGAGCUCUGCUAUGCCAUACAAAAGAAAUCCUAUGAGGUCAGAGCGUUGCUGUGCAUUAGCAAGACAUAUGAUAUCACUAUUUUCUAAUGCUGUAAAUACUCAUUCUGUUCAGUGGUUAGAACGGACUCUAGAUGAUUCAGCUAAUAAAAGGUUGACUCUAUCUGAAGCAUUUCUAAGUGCAGAUGCAGCAUUAAUAGUGUUAACAAAUAUAACUCAAGGCCUUAUGGUAUAUCCUAAGGUAAUAGAAAAAAGAAUCAAUCAGGAACUUCCAUUUAUGUCUGCUGAAAAUUUAAUAAUGGCUAUGGUCAAAAAGGGAGGUGAUAGACAAAUAUGCCAUGAGAAAAUUAGAGUACUGUCUCAAGAAGCAGGAGCUCAAGUUAAACAACAUGGUAAAGACAAUGAUUUUCUAGAUAGAGUGCGGGCUGAUCCAUAUUUUAGCCCAAUAAUAGAUGAACUACAAUCACUUCUUGAUCCUUCUAGUUACAUUGGAAGAUCGCCAGAGCAAGUUACUGAGUUUAUUAAUGAUGAAGUUCAACCAGUUUUAUACAAAUAUAAAGAUGUUCUGAAUAAGCAAACUACUGUUAGUCUCAAUAUUUAGUUAAAUAAUUAAUUUGGGAUUAUUAUGAAUAUAAUGUAAAAAUAUUUUGCUAUUUUUAAAUAUAUUUUAGAUAUUGUUAUUAUAUAGAAUACAAUGACUAAAAACCAGAAUAAUACCUGUUGUAAUACUUAAUUGAAAAUAAAUUCAUUUAUCCAAACAAUACUAGACAGGCAGCUAGACUGCAGAUCAUAAGCAAUUGGAUUUUUUAUGUGAGGUAAUAUCAGACUAAAACAUAUACCAAACUGGCCACUAACAGACUCAAAUAAUGGAAUAAAAAAUUUCACCUUCAACUCCAAACAUUACAGUUGAGUUUUAUAUGACUCUGAUAUCGCUAAUAAUUAUCCUAAUGUUAUUAAAAUUCAAAUAUUAAUAUUGUCCAAAUUCCAUCUUUAUUCACAGUAAAUCAUAGAUAAUGCAGUCUAUUGAAAUUGUGUUAUUAAAAUAUAAUUAUAUUAUUUGUGUUUAGUUUUUAUAACUUUAUGGAAAAAUGAUCAAAAUAAUUUCAUAAUCAUUAGUGAUUUCCUCAUUGAAUAUCAAUACAUCAAAUUUGGAAUUUAAUUUUAUAAAUUUUUGAGUUUUGCUUUGUAAAAUUUAGUUUUUUUGGAUUGUAAUGCGAGUUCUACUCAGGCCAUUGUUGAAUUUUUAUAUUUUCAUUGACAUUUUUUGUGAAAUUUUUUUGUGUCCUUGUGAUCUUUUUGACAUUAUUAUUAUUCUUGUGUCUUCACAUCAAUUUUUAUGCGCUCUUUAACUAGAAAAAAAUGAAUCAUAGUCAAGUAAAUGUCCUUUGAUUGUAAAAAUAAAAAUUGAAAAACAAGAAUUACCUAGGUGAAGGAAAAUUAAAACAGCAACUUUAAAAUUAAAUUGUAUAUUUCAGUAUACAAAUUAUAAAAAAACAAACAAAUUCCAAUAUGAAAACUUUAAUAUUAGGAAGGACCAACAACUUUACAACCAUUUUUAUAUUUAACCAAAAGAAAUUUAAUGUGAUGACAUAAUAAUAAAUAUCAAUGGCAUGAAUUAUUUUGGUUGCUUUUAUAUUUUCUAGACAUGGUAUAAACACACACAUAUGUUAAAAAAAUAUAAUCUAUAAUGAAAUUUAUGAACUUACAUUAUUGCCACUCAAGACCAUCACCGUCAAUAUAUUACACUUUAUAAGGUGCUCUUUACAUGUAAAUAAUUAAUAAUAUUUAAUAAAUCUAUUGAGUGAUAAAAUACUAAAAAUUAAUCUAUCUAAGAAAGUGAAGGUUAGUUUGUUUGAUAAUUGUUAUUGUUUUUGUGAAAAGUGUUCAGGAAUGUGUGCUCAGAUCGAAACAAUUUUAGUUUCAGCAAACAAUAGUUUUCUUUAUAAAAAAAUUGUGACAAACCAUAAAAUGUGGUGGAAUUCAACUGUUUGAAACACUAAGAUAUGAAUGAUUUUGUAAUUGGUCGCCCCAAAAUGUAAAAAGUGUAGAAUGUUACCUGAAGUACAGGAUUUUAAAGAACUGAACAGAAAACCAGGACGAACUAUAAAACCGAUGUCUUGUCUAAACUAUAAGUGACAGGAAAUGAAUUGUUAACAGUAUGAGGAGUUCAUAGGCCAAUACAACAUGUCUGUUCGAUGGAGAGUCGUUAGAUUUGAGGUUCCUUUCACAAUAAUAAUAACAAUAUAUCCUUGUGGCAAAAAAUAGAAAUAAAAUUGGAAGCUACUAAAGUGGCUGAGUAGCUCGUUAAAGAGUUCU